AUGGCCGUCCCGGCCGCCGUUGAGAUGGAUGCGUCCAGCAUCAGCGCCAUUGCCCGGCUGCAGCGAUUGGGGGCCAUCGGAGCCGAUCUGGGCGUCCACUCGCCGCCUCCCAUCGCUCCACUCAGAAAACCAUUGCAGCCAUACAGCGUUCGCACGCCCUUUGACGACGACGACGCAGAGAAGUUGCUCAGACAGAGGCGUGUGGCCGCCGAAGGCCAGCGGCCACCCACGCUCAUGCGAGCAUUCACAACAUCCAAACGAAAAGAAUGGACGCCUGCCGAGAUCUUUGCCGCCCUCGAAGAGCAUGUCGGCCAAGGUGGCUCGGCUGCCCUUGCUGAGUCCUUGGUUGUAAAGCUCACGGCCGUCGGCGGCAACGUCAACGUUGUCGACACCAAGGUCAAGGUCAACAAGCUCACCCGUCGCCGCAGUAUUGAGUCCUUGGAGCGCAGCCGCUUGCUGCAGCGUGCCAUUGAGCUCAACAACCCGGAUCUGGUUGCCGUUCUGGUCCCCUAUGCCGACCCGAUGACCCUGGACUCCGCUCUCCCCGCGGCCAUCCGGUCGGGCCACCCCGAGAUGGUCAAACACCUGCUCCGCUAUGGUGCCGGUGUGGCCAAUACGACCGCCGGCCUGGAUGCCUUCCGCCAGCUCUGCUCCGCGGAUGCCAAUGCUGACCUGGUCGGCCUCCUGCUCGCAUCAGACGGCCGGCCAGAUGCCUCCGACCUAUCACUGGCCAUGGUCGAUGCUGCCACGCAUGGGUGCAUCGAGAAUGCCAUGCGUCUGAGCCGCUCGGCCGCCGAUGGCAACUACGACAAGGCCGCCGCCCUCUGUGCAGCCGUCAAGUCGUGCCGGCCCGACAUUGCGCUGGCCAUUGUCACUGGCAUGCACCCACCGCAUACCUCGUCGGUCAAUGGUGCUUUUAAGCUUCUUUUUGAGCACCCCACAGUCCUGCCAAACGACAAGAUGGCGUUGGCAGAGAUUCUGCUUUGCGCCGGCGCACACGGAGACAUCGUCGCGCACCAUCUAGCACAGUCGUGCAUAACCAACUUCUCCGCCAUGGCGUCUCUCCUGGCAGACUACGGCGCGUCCGUCGAGUACAACAACGCCGCUGUCCUACGUCGCUCCCUGGCACAAAAACAACUGGAUUUGGCCAAGAUUCUCUUCUCCGAAGCUGUCGCCGUGAGCCCCCAGCUGGCCUCAAAGUGCAUCACGUAUCUCCCCAAGAACGUCAGCAACGAAGAGCGUUUCGAGCUGCUUCUCCUCCUCCUCCGCAAAGGGGCGGGCGGUGCCCGUCUCAAUGACUACCUCAUCGAAGUAACCGCAGCAGGCGAUGUAAACUCGGUCAGACUCUUGCUUACACCAUUUUACCCGGAACAUAUCGACGUUGGCCCGCCAGAUGACACAAGAAUGGCGCACAGACAGCCCGCCAUCCACCAGCAACACCACACGGCCUCGGUCGACCACAAAGAAGGUGCGGCCUUGCGGAUGGCCGUUCAGGCAGUCAACUUUGACAUGGUCGCCGCCAUGCUGUACUCACGCCCUCAGCGGCCCUCGCCGAAUACCUUGGCCAAGGCCUUUCCCGACAUCUUUCACCUCCCUGCCGACCAACGAUAUGAAAUGACCGACAUGUUUUUGAGAACCGGCUUCUCGGGACCGGUCAUCACGGACACCCUCCAAAAGGCGAUCCAAGAGCCACCACAGGCCCGCGACCAGCGCCUCAUCUCGGCGCUGCUCAGAGCCAAUGCUGACAUUAACUCCUCGCUCAUCUCUGCUGUGGCAAAUGGCGAUGUCGACUUGAUGCAGGACCUGCUGCACAAGGGCACUCCGACCAAACAAGCUCUGGCUGCUGCUUUGUCCCAGACAGAGACCCUCGUCGACGUUCACACGCGGCGGCAGGUCGUCCAGCUGCUCCUCGGUGCUGGCGUCGGCGAUGAGCGUGCUGCUGUAUCUGAACUCCUGAUUCAUACCAUAAGCCAGCCGGCACUAGACAUGGAGCUUGUCGAGAUGCUCUUGGUACAAGGCGAAGCCGACAUCAACUACAACGGGGGUCAGGCUGUUGCUUUGGCUGCCUCCUCGCCCAAAAAUGACAUUCUGCAACGGCUCCUGGCCACAAAGACAGCCAACAGAGAUACGCUCUCGCACGGACUCAACUGCCUCUCCAGCCAUCCAUCAACAGCCGCCAAAGCGAUUAAACUGGAAACUCUUCUCCGUUUCGCGGACAGCGAUAUGAAACAGCAGCUCGACGCCCUGCUCGUCUCUGAAGUGGUGAUUUCUGUCAAGGCCCCGCCUCAAGAGCGCAUAAUUUCUGUUGUUCAGGUGCUCUUGGCUGCCGGUGCCGACGUCAACGCACACAACGCCGACGCACUUGGCCAUGCUGUGGCUGCGCCCGUUGUGCAGAUUGUCGAAAUGCUACUCAGCCGCCAACCAAGCCAGGCCUCGCUCAUCAAGACCAUCCCCCGCAUCUUUAACAUCACAGACGCCAUGGACCGGUUAGCCGUAGCGAAAAUGCUGCUGCAAGCUGGUGUUCCUGCAUCCGAGAUCAAUGUGACGCUGAAUCACGCGGUCGUCCACUUUCCGGAAGAUCAUCCCCUCAUCAGGACCUUGGCGUCCGCCGCGGACGGCAACCAAGGCGCUGCCCUCCUCUCUGCAGUCCGAUCCAAGACACCCGACCUGGUGGCUGUACUUUUGUCGGCAAAAGCGUUUGACGUUGAGGUUCUCAAUUCGGCUUUGUACGAAGUGAUGACAACACCAAAGACGCCGACGCGGUUGGCGAUGAGCAAACAGAUUCUGGAGGCCGGCGCAACUGGAUCUGGCGUGUCGGACGCCCUAGUGGUGGCCGCCUCAGACGCUGACCUCGACCUCUGCGACUUGCUCGUAUCGAACGACGCCAGGGCGGACCACAAUGACAGCCAAGCGUUUAUUGCGGCAUGCAGGUCUGGGGCGUCGGAUGUCCUACAAACACUCCUGAAAAGCCGGUCGGAAAUUACGCCAGAGACCCUCUCCCGCGGGUUUCAAGAGGCCGGCGCAGUCGACGACCUCAAUGCGCGCGAGGCCACAUUCUCCCUUCUUUUGAGUCAUGGCGUCUCAGGAAUGGUCGUUGAUAAAGAACUCGCCACGUCAGCUGGUUACGGAGACGACGGCGUUGGUCUUGUCCGGCUCCUGCUCCAGAAUGGUGCCGACACCAACUACAAUGACGGAGAAGCCAUCCGGACAAGUACGCGACAUGGCUUCAUGGCGACGCUCAAGCUGCUGCUGGACAUUGUGGACGACACAGGCGCGAUAACGAAGAAGAAUCAUCCAGCUGUAGGAGGCCCAUCCCAGGACACCCUGGCCCGCUCUCUCAAAAUCAGCUGGAUGCUGAAGAGUGAGCUGCGCUAUCAAAUCAUCCAGUGGCUCUUUGCGGCCGGCCUGCAGCCGACCGAGGCCGUUCACAUUGCGCUCAACAAAGCCGUCAAAGAAGAGAAACCAAACGUAGGACUCAUCCGGCUUCUCCUCGAGCACGGUGCCUCGCCAGUCGCCGAUGGCUGCCAGGCCCUGGUCAAUGCUGCCUGCCGGUCCAGAAUGGAAAUUCUCGAGCUAUGCACAACAUUGUCGACGGUAUCAGCAUCCCACCUCGGUUCUGCAUUGGCCGGCGCUUUGGAUCCGUCAAGGGCAAACGUGUGGAUGACUCAAGAGGGACUUGACACGGCCCGACUGCUCUUUGAGAAAGGUGCUAAGAGCAGCGACCUCGGCCACGUGCUUGCGCUCUGUGUGAGCGAGUGCGCCGGCGAAUCUGAUAACAGCGCCAUUGCAAGGCAGUUUGUUCAGCUUCUUGUCGAGAACGGCGCCAAUGUGAACAUCAACAAAGGCGAGCCUCUCCAAGCGGCAGCCAAAUUGGGCGAUGCCGCCCUUGUCCAGCAGCUUCUUAAGCUCAACCCAAGCGCCGAGUCGAAGGCGAUGGCCUUUUCGUACAUUUUCGAAUCCGGUGUUUCAGAGGACGACAUAGUGCGCCUCAUUGAGCUCUUCCGCGAGGAAAGAAUUCAGGGUGCUGAGAAUGGCCUAGAUGUCUUGUUCGAGCACCCUGACCGUGCGCCCGUCUUGUCGCUGGCCCUGUCCCAGUACCCCCGGUCCGUUCGCAUCCUCGAGGCUCUUUUGGAUGCAGGCUACUACCACGACCAAUUGGUGGCGGCUCACACCACGCCAGAUGUGGACAGCGACGAGCCUGUUACUCUACUCUUCUGGGCGCUCCUCCAACCACAAAAGAAAAUCAGCAGCGCAGUAAUCGAGCUUCUUAUUGAACGUGGCAGCAACAUCAACUUCGUUUCAAGCCUGUCGAUGACCUCGCCCAUCAUGCUCGCCAUUCAGAGUCAACGAGCUGAUCUCGUGAAGUCGCUCAUCCGCGCGGGUGCCGACGUCGAUGUGGCCGACUACAACAAUCACACGCCACUUAUUAUGGCCGUCCAGGCCGGCGGCACGAGGGCCGUGGAGAUGAUGACCGAUAUCUUGGAAUUGGAGCCCGCCAGGAACGACGGCUCAUUGCAUCUUGCUGCCAAGACGCUAAACCUUGCAGCGCUCAAGAUUCUCGUGAAGAACAAGCACGAUGUCGACUUUCCCUGUCCGGAGUACGAUGGUCGCAGCGCCCUAGCUGAAAUCUGCCAGCACGGUUCCGACGGGGCCGCGUUGGCGGGCUCGCGGCUCAAAGCACUCGAACAAUGCAUGACAUUCCUCCUGGACCACGGUAGCGACAUUCAGCUGCGCUCCGAAGGCAAGACGCCGCUUCUCUUGGCCCUGGAGGCAAACGACCCCGUGGCGACGACCAGGGCUCUCCUAAAGGCCGGGCUGUACAAGUAUGUCAACAGCCCAUUCAACCGGUUUCAGCAGGGCAACCUCGUAUAUUCGCCCACCAUGUACGCCCAGCUGGUGUUGCAGCUGCCGGCGGCUGUACGAGACCAACUCGUGCGCGUCUUGAAGAGCAACCGUGCCGAAGACCUGUACUAUGCGCGGUCGGGCCCACAGCCUCCCGGUGCCGUGAGCGUGCCUGACGAGCUGAUGGAGAUUGAACGCGACCGCCAGGCCCGGCUCGAGCGCGCCCAGGCCGAGGAACGCGACCGGGCGCUGGCGCGGCGGCACGCCGAGGAGCUGGCGGAGCUGACGGAACGGACACAGCGCGAGGAGAUGCGGGCCAUGAAGGAGCGCGCCGAGAUGGAGCAGCAGACGGUGCGACAAAAGGCCAUUGCAGCCGCCGAAGCGCAGGUGGAGGCCGAACGCAUACGCGCCGCGGGGGACGUCCUCGUCGUCCAGCAGCGUGCGGCCGCCGAGAUCGAGGCGACGAAUCAGCGCGCGCACGCGGAACUCAUGGCUUCGCGGCGCAGAGCCGCAGCCGACAUGGAAGCGAUGCAGGCCAGGGCGCGGCAGCGUGAAUCCGAGCACGCGGCCGAGCUCAACUUCAAGCGGCAGCAAGGCGAGCGGAUGCUCGAGCUGGAGGACCGCAAGCAGCGGAUGCUGCUGACCUACGAGCAGCAGCGGUCGGAGGACCAGGUGAACGCCGCGCAGCAGGUCAGCUCCAUUCAAGUGGCCCAGCGGCGGCACAUUGACGAAUACGACCACGCGCAGAACAGGCGUGAGAUGCAGCGGCUGACGGAGGGCCGUAAAUUGGCCAGUGCGAUCAAGCAGCUACCGGCCGGACCGCAGGGCCGCAACAGCAACGUCGCAGGAUACAUCAUGGGGGAGGUCACGUAG
Sporothrix schenckii 1099-18 is the source of this 5715-nucleotide messenger RNA. RefSeq lists its product as uncharacterized. Lineage: Eukaryota; Fungi; Ascomycota; Sordariomycetes; Ophiostomatales; Ophiostomataceae. Gene Ontology annotation, molecular function: protein binding. The record is from RefSeq and is a predicted model, not a curated record. The transcript has a single exon. Bases 1 to 5715 code for a protein of 1904 amino acids.